CAUUCUAGCUUGGUAUUGAACACCCGAAGAAAUACAUUUAAGUUACCGUAACUCAUUUAAGUGCUCAUACCCAUAGAGCAGCGCGGAGUACAGCAGAAUAAGUUUUUUAUUUAUUUUCGAAGCCAUAGCCAAAGUUUUUUCUAAAUUUCAUGUCACUAAUCACUAACAAUCGCUGUCAUUAUCUGUUUAAAAUUUAAUCAAAAUAAAGAAGUCUUGUUAGUGUGGUUGUCUGUAAAAAAAUUAAAUUAAACAAUGGUAUUAUUAUAUAUGGUAUAAAUGGAUUACUCAAUUCGAUGAAUAAUUAAUGUACCUAAUGGAGACAAAACUGCUCUUGAAAAGAAAUGUAAUAUCCUUUAUGUUCUUUUGCAAACGUUCAACUGUGGACUUGGCAUACAAAAUACACGGAAAGCCCCUCUCUAAGAACAGUGUUCCUAUACUGGUGAUACACGGGUUAAUGGGCUCCAAAAAGAACUUCGAGAGUAUCGCCAAAAACAUAGCAGCCACCACGAAGAAUACCGCCAUCACUGUAGAUUUACGAAAUCACGGCGACAGUCCUCACACGAGCUCACAUACGUACCUAGAAUUGGCCGCUGAUAUAUCCCAUCUAAUGAAGAAAGUUUCCGUAAAAAGAGCGAAGAUUGUUGGGCAUAGUAUGGGCGGAAGAACGGCAAUGGUACUGGCUUUGACUGAGAAUCCAAAGGUCGCAAGUUUGGUCGUUGUCGACAUAUCUCCGGUCUCAACGGCGGGCCUACUCAACGAUUUCUUUCCAGAACUUCUAAAAGUAAUGGAGACCAUGGAAUUCCAAGGAAAAGAAAGCAUAUCAAAGGCGAGAGCUGCUGUGAAAAAAGUUAUAAUAGAGUCAGGGGUGAUGAAACAUGAUGAUUCUAUCGACUUCAUUUUAUUGAAUGUUGGAUUGAAACCUAACAAACGUAUCGGCUGGCUUUGCAAUGUAGAAACGUUAAAAAAGUAUUUUGAGUGUAUAGCAACAUUCCCUUCGGAAAUGAAAGGCAAAACGUACAAAGGCCCCACGUUAUUUAUCGGCGGCGGAGAUUCUAAAUACAUUCCGCCAGAAGAUAUAAAGGGCAUAAGAAUUUUUUUUCCCAAAGCUGAAUUAAAAUAUAUUCCCAACGUAGGUCACAACGUGCAUGCAGAGGAUCCUAAAACAUUUCUCAAAUUAGUAAACCAGUUCCUUAUAAAAUAUUGAUGAGUUUGACCUUAAUAAUAAAAAUACAUUUGAACAUUUA
Molecule: messenger RNA, 1244 nt
Organism: Bombyx mori (domestic silkworm)
Lineage: Eukaryota; Metazoa; Arthropoda; Insecta; Lepidoptera; Bombycidae
Product: protein ABHD11
Exons: 3
Coding region: 305-1204 (299 amino acids)
Cellular component (GO): mitochondrion
Molecular function (GO): carboxylic ester hydrolase activity
Source: RefSeq, a predicted model, not a curated record